CGGCCAGCCGGAGAUAGAGGAUAUAUAGGCCCUGUCGAGGUGCGUCUGGAGCUCGCGAAUCGCCCUAUAGCGUACGACUUGAUUGAUUGAUCUUCUUCUUGCCCUCUGCGACCAUGUCGUCAAGGUUGCAACUCGCUCGGGGUCGGCUUCUCCGACCAUCCACCCUGUCGUCAUCGAACCGGAUCCUUCAACCGUCCCUGGGACUGCGUUCCCUUCCACGCGCUCGGUUGCUGCCAUCCUUGUACGGCAAUAUCACACAUAGUCCCUCGAUCCUGCCUGCUCGCAAUUAUGCCAAUGGACGUCCCCAUCCUCCCGGAGGCACGCAUCGCAUGAACCUAGGCGGCGAGCCCGAAAAGUCAGCGUUGGAACAAUACGGUGUCGACCUCACAGCCAAGGCUAAAGCAGGCAAACUGGACCCCGUCAUCGGACGAGAUGCCGAAAUCCAUCGUACGAUCCAGGUGUUGUCGAGGCGGACGAAAAACAACCCAGUUCUCAUAGGAGCUGCAGGUACUGGUAAAACAGCUGUCAUGGAUGGUCUGGCACAGAGAAUCGUUCAGGGUGAUGUCCCCGAAAGCAUCAAGGAGAAACGUGUCAUUUCCUUGGACCUGGGCUCUCUUAUUGCCGGAGCAAAGUUCAGGGGUGACUUCGAAGAACGCUUGAAAAAUGUUCUCAAAGAAGUCGAGGAUGCGCAAGGGGGCGUGAUCCUCUUCGUUGAUGAGCUCCACACCUUGCUUGGGUUGGGAAAAGCAGAGGGCAGUAUCGAUGCCAGCAAUCUUCUCAAGCCGGCAUUGUCCCGCGGUGAACUUCAAUGCUGCGGCGCUACAACUUUGAACGAGUACAGGUUGAUUGAAAAGGAUGUCGCUUUGGCGAGACGAUUCCAGCCCAUUCAAGUCGGCGAGCCCUCGGUAGCUGCUACGAUCUCUAUUCUGCGUGGUAUUAAGAACAAAUACGAAGUCCACCAUGGUGUUCGGAUUACGGACAGCGCCCUGGUAGCUGCGGCAACUUACAGCAACCGUUACAUUACCGACCGUUUCCUUCCGGACAAGGCGAUCGAUCUCGUUGAUGAGGCGGCAUCGGCCCUACGCUUGCAGCAAGAAUCGAAGCCUGACGUGAUCAGAGAGCUCGACCGUGACAUCACCACUAUACAGAUUGAACUGGAGUCUCUUCGCAAGGAAACCGACGUUAGUAGUCGCGAGAGACGCGAAAAGCUGCAGGAUGACCUGAAGGCCAAGAAGGAAGAAGCGGCCAAACUGACCGAGGCAUGGGAAAAGGAAAAGGCUGAAAUCGAUGAGCUUAAACGCACGAAGGAGGAGCUGGAGCGUGUUCGUUUCGAACUGGAACAGGCCCAGAGAGAAGGCAAUUUCGCGAAAGCCGGUGAGCUGAGAUACUCGACCAUCCCGGUUCUGGAAGCCAAGCUGCCCAAGGAGGGCGAGGAGCAAGCUACAAGUGGCCAGAACAAUUUGAUUCACGACUCAGUAACUGCCGACGACAUAGGAAAUGUGGUAUCUCGGACCACUGGCAUCCCUGUCAACAAACUCAUGGCCGGGGAGGUUGAAAAACUUAUCAAAAUGGAAGACACGUUGCGCAAAUCUGUUCGUGGACAGGAUGAGGCACUCUCCGCGGUCGCCGAUGCAGUUCGCAUGCAACGGGCAGGGCUUAGCGGAGAAAACCGGCCACUAGCCUCGUUCAUGUUCCUGGGUCCUACUGGUGUUGGAAAAACAGAGCUUUGCAAGAAAAUGGCCGAGUUCUUGUUCUCCACCGAGUCGGCUGUCGUCCGGUUUGAUAUGAGCGAAUUCCAAGAGAAGCACACUAUCAGUCGCCUGAUCGGCUCACCGGCUGGCUACGUCGGUUAUGAUGAUGCAGGCCAACUUACAGAAGCAGUCAGGCGGAAGCCAUACGCAGUGCUGCUUUUUGACGAGUUCGAGAAAGCACAUCGCGAUAUCUCUGCUCUGCUGCUGCAGGUGCUCGACGAAGGAUUCCUGACAGACUCCCAAGGCCACAAAGUCGACUUCAGGAAUACUCUAAUUGUUCUGACGUCGAACCUGGGUGCCGACAUCCUCGUAGGCGCCGAUUCCCUACACUCCAAAGACAACGGCAGUGAUGAAAUUUCACCCGAGAUCAAGAAAUCUGUCAUGGAUGUUGUCCAGUCUGCCUAUGCCCCGGAAUUCCUCAAUCGUCUGGAUGAAUUUAUUAUCUUCAAGAGAUUGUCUCGCGACGCUCUUAGGGAUAUCGUCGAUAUUCGAGUUAAGGAACUCCAAUCACGACUCGACGAUCGACGUAUGACCCUGCAGGUUGAUAACGAGAUUAAGGAGUGGCUCUGUGAAAAGGGUUACGAUCCCAAGUACGGCGCUCGUCCUCUCAAUCGUUUGAUUUCUAAAGAAAUUGGCAACAAGCUGGCCGACAAGAUCAUCCGUGGUGAAGUCACGUCUGGACAAACUGCUCGCGUCACCUUCAAUGCCGACAAGAGUGGCCUUGCCGUCGUAGCAGGACCAGCAGAGGCGACCGAGGCUGAAACUUCUUGAAUGACUGUCUUGGGAUUGUUGGGUAUCUGGUGCUACGGUUGGUUGGAUUCUUGCAGGGGCGUUAAAAAGACGAUGACCUUAUGACUUGUACUCUCCACUUUUGUUUGUAUCAUAGCAUGAUCUCUGAUGUACCAUAUGCUUUAAAUCAACUGUUUGUAUAUGUAUAUAUAUAAUACUUGCAGAAUAAUCCAUGAUUUAA
This is a messenger RNA of Aspergillus heteromorphus CBS 117.55, 2721 nucleotides long. RefSeq names its product chaperone ATPase HSP78 (gene hsp78). The coding region runs from base 114 to 2522 and encodes 802 amino acids. NCBI's taxonomy places the organism in Eukaryota, Fungi, Ascomycota, Eurotiomycetes, Eurotiales, Aspergillaceae. The record is from RefSeq and is a predicted model, not a curated record. Gene Ontology annotation, molecular function: ATP binding; ATP hydrolysis activity. Gene Ontology annotation, biological process: cellular response to heat. The transcript has a single exon. Gene Ontology annotation, cellular component: mitochondrial matrix; cytoplasm.